This is a messenger RNA of Hibiscus syriacus, 586 nucleotides long. RefSeq lists its product as uncharacterized. Lineage: Eukaryota; Viridiplantae; Streptophyta; Magnoliopsida; Malvales; Malvaceae. The record is from RefSeq and is a predicted model, not a curated record. Bases 146 to 505 code for a protein of 119 amino acids. The transcript has a single exon.
AAACCCUUGUUCCCUCCCUUAUUUUCCCGCUCUCUAUUGCUCCAUAAAAAUCCGCCCUAAUCUUCCCAACGCACAAACCCUAGCUCCCUCUGGAUCAAAAGAGUCUUCCGUUUCCGCUAUAGCUUAAGCGUCUCUGUUUAUAAUAAUGAAUCGGAGAAGCCGAUCUUUAGCCAGGCAUUCCCUGCCUCGAUCCGAACCUUUCUUAAGGUACCUCAAACCCGGCGCCCUAGCUCGCCUCAGAGAUUCUCGAAUCAGCGCCAGAUCGCACCGAACCAGCUCUCUCUUCCAGAUCUCUCCGUCUUUGCCGUCGUCUAAUGAUGGUCAACUCUUCUUAUCUGCGGCCAUGGACGGAUUUCCUUGCUUUGUGCCGACAGCUAGAGUCUUCGGUCCCCGGUGUCUCCAGAGGAGAAAGUUAAUCGCGGCCAAGGGAAUGCUGUUUCAGAGUUCAGCACUGUCGGCUAUGGAUUUGCCAGAUCCGGUUGUGGAUUUGUUAGCUAGUGAAUGAAAACGUUUAAUCUGUGAAUUUGAGCUAGUUUUUUUAGCCAUAGCUUCUAGAUUCAGUUGCUAUUUUCUUGUUUCAUAAUUG